Diabrotica balteata is the source of this 574-nucleotide messenger RNA. Lineage: Eukaryota; Metazoa; Arthropoda; Insecta; Coleoptera; Chrysomelidae. The record is from the annotation of a GenBank genome assembly.
CCAGUUUAUACGCUCUUAAAUUUUGAAGAGAUUUGAGUUUAGGUAAAUUGAUAUACUAACGCAAUCAUGUCUAAAAGAACUUAUGAAUUUGCUGUUGUUAAAGGAAAUAUAGACUCAAUGUUUAAGGACACCUCAUCUAGUUUUGUUGUAUGCCUAAAUCAUCGCGACCAUGAUAAUUUGCUGUCUCAGUUUAACUUACGUCAAAUUAAACCAUAUUAUGCUGAUUCAAAUCAAAAUCAGAUACACCUUAAAGAAUAUCCUCUGGAAGUAGUGGCUGCUUUGGGUAAACUGGGCUAUAGACUUAUGUCUACUAUUCAAGAUGAAAAUCAGUUCUUUGUAUGGACAAUGCAGAAGGAAGUAUAAUUUACAAACUAUGUUGUUACUUUUGACUUUUGAUAGUAUGUUGUAGAUAAGUAUAUAUAUUUUAUAUUUAACUAUAUCUAUAGAUCAAAGUUUUGUAAACAGGAACCCUACUAAAUAAUAGAGCUACUUUGUAUUAUUUUUUUCAUAAUUUUAGAAGAUAAAAAUUGGUUUUUGUAAUUUUAAGUAUCUUUGUAAAGCUUCAAUUUGUUAA